CCCAACCACCUCUAAAAUUAUACAACAACCACCCCCACCGCCACAAUCAUCAACAACAACAACGAAGUUGUUGAUUUUUCAUCCCCCACCCCAUCUCCCUUCUGCUCCCUCCACCCAAACAACCGCCAAGUUUCUCAUUCCCCAGUCCGUUGGGGGUGGGGGGGGAGGGCUACAUCCAUCGUGGGCCGGCACUUUUGGACGCGGGCCGUGUUGGUGGUGGUGGUGGAGAGGAGGAGGAGGAGAGAGAAGGAGGAGAGAGAGGAGAAGGAGGAGAGAGAGAAGGAGAAGAGAGGAGGAGGAGGGAGGGAGGAGGAGGAGACUCCACCGUGCGGAACCGGCGGCUCAUGGCGGCAGAGACGGAGGCGGCGCGGCCAGCAACGUGGUGGAUGCGACGCGGCCACACAGCGUGCUCUGCGUCGCGUGCCGCCCUGCUCGAAUGAACCAUGCAAGGGAGUCCAUCGGAGACCAUGCCAGACAAGAUAACACCCAGUACGGAAGCUCCAGUCAGUUUGGAUUCAACAACCCUGCUGGAGGAGUCUGUCACAUUUAUCAUGGAGGCCUCCUGCCCCUCUCUGCAGCCAGAUAUGCCAUCCGUGGAGGCCAGCGUCAUUCUUGAGGAGCCAGAUAACCUGACGGGAAUGCUGAGUGAUCAUUCUGAAAGGCCUACUAGCUCGCCGGAGGGGUCAAGUAGUCCAUCCGAGGAAGCAUCUAGCCCAGUUGAAGCAGAAAAGGGCAGUAUUGCGUCGGAAGGCGGUGAUGAUGAUGACUCUACUGCAGAAAAGACUGGGUACAAGGAGCCCAUCCCAGAAUCCACAGCGGCGCAAGUUAAUGAGAGUGGGAAAUCGAAGAAGAAAAAGAAAAAGCGAUCCAAGGCUCCUCGUUUCACAAAACAGCAAGUGGAGGAAGGUGCCACUCCUGACUGUUGUGGGGUUGCUAACGUGGCUUCUGCUGAGGCUCCGAGUGCCCACCCCACCCUGCUUACUACACCAGGGGGUACAGAUAGCCCCACUGCCAAAGCGUUGCAGGUCCCCACCAACCCCCUAGCUUCCAACCUCACUCCGGCUGUCAAUGGCCCAACAGAAACCUCAUCCAAGAAGAAAAAGAAAUCAAAGGCCAAGCCACGUGGGCCAGUUGUCGAGAAGACCCCAGAGGGAGCAGGACAUAUGCCGCAGGUCAUACCCAUGCAGGAUGCAACUCAGAAGGGCAAACCUCCAGCAGCAGAGGGCAGCAAAGAGUCGACCAAGAAGAAAAGCAAGAGCAAGAACAAAGCAGGAAGAGCACCGGAUGCUGGGAAUCCUGAAACCUCUGGAACCCCCUGUCCCUCCACCAACAUCACUGUGCCUUCUGGACUCCUCCCUUGUCCUGGAUUGAUCCCUAAAGCCAAACUGGUUAAAGAACCUGUUCUGGAGCUGAAGGAUUCUACAGGAGUUGAUGUGGCAGAGUUUCUGACCGACAUCUUAAAGAAUAACCCCAGAGACAGAAUGUUUCUGCUGAAGAUGGAGCAAGAUAUUUUGGAGUUCAUAAAAGACAGCAGUGCGAAUAUACACUCGCUGUCCCCAAUGACAUCUUAUCACCGGCUGUUGGCGCACCGUGUCGCCACACACUUUGGCUUGGAGCACGCGGUUCUUGGACCCAAGGGCACCACUUUGAUGCUUCACAAGACUGCGAAUACUCGCAUUCCCCUGCAGCGAUUCAAAGAGCACUUUGCAGUAGAGGAGAGCAGCCCCACCCCUCGCAAGCUCAUCCUCAAGCGCGAGAGCCCGCCAGCCAGCUCGCCGCAGUCUCACGGUCCAGCCAUGGCACUGGACCGACGCUCCAAAUCGCUGGAGGAGCGCGAAGAAGAAUAUCGGCUCGCGAGGGAGCGCAUCUUCAACCAGUCGCCCAUGCAGAGUGAGCCCAGCAAGCCCAACGGGAACGGCAAGGGAGAGAAGAGCGGUGAGCGCAGCGCUCCACCGGGGAAGGUGGGGGGGCUGGGCGUGCGGCGAAUGCACAGCGCCGAUGCAGAGCCAGGAAGUUGGCACCCGUCACGCGCAGGCGUGUCCGUGCUGCGGAGAGCCGAGAGUGCCGGUGAGGGCGGAGGGAUCGCCACACACGCCACCUCUGCUGCAGCGCAGAUGAAUGUUGCCGAGACAGCCGUGCAUUUUGGUGAAAGUCGGUGCUCCACGUUGGUCAACUGCCAGUCCCAGAUGCCCCGGGGACCUGCACUUACACAGGAUGGGGGCCGGAUGGUUCACAUGCGCGGGGAUCCCAGGUUUUCAGGACAGACCCAGCCCAGUGCAGGUGUGUGCUACCCUGCCGGCCCACCUUCUCAGCAGGCUCUCCUUAACCACUGGGCCUUGCAGAGGUCGCCCUUCCUGCCUGCCGGGGGCGUGCCGUCACCCGGCCACGCCGAGCUCCCGUGCGGCCAGAGUCCGCAGCACGGCCCUCCGUCGUGGGGGCGUAACAACAACAACCAGGCUUCUGGGCCCCCUCGGAGCACGCAGAUGCAUGGGGGGCAUGCAGGCCAUGGGAACCGUGGCCAUACAUCUACUGGCAACCGAGCUCUCCAGCAACAGCAGAGCCAGUCCUUCAGGGAUGUGGAUGGUACCCAGGGCUUACGUGAGCAACAGUACAUGGGGCUCCAACACACUCCUACAAGCAGCUCCAGUGCCACCAUGCCCCAUCAGCAUCACAACCAGCAGUGGAGAGGCCCCCAGCCAAACCCAUACCAAGCCAUGUGCAACACAGCGGUACCCUUAGGAUCCAUGGGAGCGCAGUGCUCGCACAAGCAGUUUGCCUCAUCGGUGGCCCAGGCCUGGCAGCCAGAUGCCCAGACGGCACACGGAGCAUUGCCCACUGGGCAGAGCAUGCCCAUGAAUCUGAGGACGCCUGAUCUCAGGGAAGGGAACAACGGUCCAGGGACCCAGCACCACUACGGUUUGACUGGCCCUGUCCGGAACCCGGCGCAUGCAAAGCAGAACUCCCAGAAUGUGCCCAGGGGGGGGCAGAUACAGUAUCGUCAUUGGCCCCCGGGACACGUGGACCACUACUCCACACAGAGUGUGCAGGGCCAAUACCCAAUGCACCCAGGUCCUGGGCCACCAGGGAAUUAUUCAUCCCAGAACGCCCGUGGCCACUAUUCGACUCAGGGGCCCCUGGGUCACGUUGGGCAUUAUCCCAGCCAAGGGGGGAGGGUGGCAGGCCCCGGUGGGCAUGGCCUGCAGCACGUGAUGCCCAAUGGAACGUCUCUGAUGCCACCUUCCCACCACGAGGGCGUCAGCUUCCACGCGCACACUCUAUCAGGAAUGCUGGGUCCAGGUGGAUGUCCCAUUGCAGGGGAGGCAGAGGGGGCCAUGCAUCAGCUCAACAUCUCCCCACCGGCGUCUGCGGAGAGGGGAAGCAGACGAGGAGGUGGCAGCUCCGGCUGGGAGAUGUCCUUGAUGUACAGUGCAGAUAAAGUCUCAUCCCAGGUGCCCGGGGGGUCCCAGCUGCAGGAGGCAUGCGCGCCCACACAGCACGCACGGACUGACGGCCCGCCCGCUCGGCCGCCCCCACCCUGGUACCCGCAGCAGUACAGCAGUGCCGCUCUGCACUCGGGUCACGGUAACACAGGCCUUGACCACCGGCUGGCUGUGGGCGUGGCGACCUCCGAUGUCCCCAAUGGGUACCCGCACGCGCUUGCGUCCGCACUCGUGGGUGGGACGGAGCAGACAAAGACUGGGAAACGCAAGGGGCGUGGGAAAAAGGGGGCGCGGCAGCCCCCGCUCGCGCCACCUGAACGUCUUCACUCUCAAUCCCACAUCCAACCACAUAUGAUGGAGAUGCAGAGGUGACCUCUUGAUGUGGAAGCAUGGGCCGGCAGAAUCACAAUCGUCAUGGGUCGACCAGAGGACAGAGUGUCAGUGGGUCAUGUGGCUAUCUGUGUGCUCAGGAAGACUGAUUAAGUCAUUGGUCAACAGGAGGGAUGCUUUUGCCCUGAUCGACCCCUUAUUUUCCAUUAAUCUUUCUUUCUCACGUUGGCUUCCCCUUCCAAAGCUUGCUCCACUUCUCGCAUACAUUCACCCACAACCCCAGUGUAAACUUCCAGACAAUCACUGCCAAGUUCACCCCCACACUGCUGCCCCAAGUGUGCACUGCUUUUGUGCCACCAGCUUUGCUCUUGAAUCACUUGCACGUUCCUGUGCCUAACCACUUGCACUCUAUGCACACCACAUCCCGUGUCCCCCCCAUGCCUAUCCAUUUUAAGAGGUACUGCCAGCUCAGCUCAGUCGGAACAGAAAAAUCGGACCGUUUGGACGAAUUACUACCAAGUGCUGCUGUUCUCUUGUGACACGAAGUUGUACCUUUGUUUGUGACCGUCUUAUUCCGUUGAUCAUAUGAAACAUCACAGCAUUGGUGGUCGUGGCCACAAUGGCUCGUUAACAUCCAUGUCACGGAAAGUCAUUGCAAACAUUUUAAAAUAUUAUAUUCUUUGGGUCUUUCGGUAAAGUCAUGUCGAUAGGUUCAAAUAAAAUAAAAAUAACAAAAAACUACGACGUUUCGAUCACAACACAAGCGAUCGUCAUCGGGAGGAAAAAAGGUGGAGAAAGCUUUCCCCCGCUUUUUUCCUCCUCUUUUUAAUUUUCUUUGAACCUAUCUACGUGACUUUACCGAAAGACCCAAAGCAUAUGAAUUCUGCAGUCACGAAAGCUUUAAGUCAAGAUUUUAAAAUAUUGUUUAAUAUUCAGACUCGUUAAGCAGUGUCACACCACAUUCGUCACUGGGUCUGAUUCUACUAUGGUUGGAGGCAGAGAGUUUGCUUGCUCUACCUGAGAGAUGAUAUAACCACUCGGCAUCACCUGGGCACAUCUGCUGAAUGAUCGUUUUGCCGGUGUUCUGCCUUACUCGUGCCACAGGCAUUAUGUAGGCAUUGUAUUUUACUUGUUCUGUACACACUUGAGCAAUGGUGGGUAAAUUGCUGAUGAAUGCGGUGCCCCACUCAUAUACCCCAAUCACGCAUUCUGUUCAUCUCUAUUCCAUACAUCCCUCCAGGCCCUCACAAAUUUUAAAGUGGUUGUAAUUGUGCCAACUAAGGGGAAGGCCAGUAAUCUGGUAAACCUUGUGUGUGAUUGUGUGUGACAAUUGAGAUCCUUAAUGUUCAUCACAAACAGCAGUCAGGUGUAUUUUGUUAAUUGCUUGUUUUAAACUUGAAUCAUUUUCAAGAAAAAAAAUUGGAUGUUGAGAACACGUUAUUUUACUUAAAAUAUAUUUGAUCAUGGGGCAAAAGAACAAUGGUACUCUAGGCUGCAUUACAUUUAUUACAAUGUAACCGACAAUGAGAAAAACAAUUCCAACGUCAUAGUUGUGACCGUGUAACUGAGUUAAAUUGAGCGCUUGAUUGAUUUUGAGCAUAAACGACGAUGCGAAUGUUGAGAGAGUGAGCAAGUAAAUCCGCGUUUGAAUGCUUCCCAUGAGUCACGACAGCACAGCUUUAUGACCGAUUAUGGCAUCGGUAUGGGUGGUGUGUGUGUGUGUGGUAUCAUUGCUUGUGUGCGUGUGCUGACGUGUGUCUAUCACUACUUUGUAUAAACCUCGGUCUCCCUCUACCCCUGGUUUCAAAGACGUCAUGUCGUUGUGUCUGUCAUCCUCACUAUUUGCAGAGGACUCCCACCAAAUUUCAAUAUUAAUGUCGCCUUUCUUAAAUGACAGCAAUAAUGAACUGCAGUUUAGAACUUGGUGAAUAAAUGAUUUUUUUUCCCAAUGUGAAUUGAAAUCUUUUUCUCUUUUGUGUACAUUGCUAAUAAAACAUGUGCAAGUGUUUUGGUGUAUACAUUUACACAGUGCCUUAACUAACAUGUAUGGAUAAACCCCUGUGGGAUUUCAAGAAAAAUUCAGUCCUUUGAUCGCUUGACGUUCUAUCGAGGUGCGUUUGUAUUUUUACAUAAUAUAAAACUUAACUGUUUUCAAUAAAC
Molecule: messenger RNA, 5930 nt
Organism: Petromyzon marinus (sea lamprey)
Lineage: Eukaryota; Metazoa; Chordata; Hyperoartia; Petromyzontiformes; Petromyzontidae
Molecular function (GO): nucleic acid binding
Source: RefSeq, a predicted model, not a curated record